Molecule: messenger RNA, 959 nt
Organism: Nematostella vectensis (starlet sea anemone)
Lineage: Eukaryota; Metazoa; Cnidaria; Anthozoa; Actiniaria; Edwardsiidae
Exons: 2
Coding region: 1-909 (302 amino acids)
Source: RefSeq, a predicted model, not a curated record
AUGUCACACAAAACUAAACUCUCUGUGUCACACAAAACUAAACUCUCUAUGUCACACAAAGCCCAAUUCUUUAUGUCACACAAAGCCAACUCUCUAUGUCACACAAACCCAACUCUCUAUGUCACACAAAACCCAACUCACUAUGUCACACAAAGCCCAACUCUCUAUGUCACACAAACCCAGUUCUUUAUGUCAAAAACCCAACUCUCUAUGUCACACAAAACCCAACUCACUAUGUCACACAAAGCCCAACUCACUAUGUCACACAAACACAACUCACUAUGUCACACAAAGCCCAACUCUCUAUGUUACACAAAACCCAACUCACUAUGUCACACAAAGCCCAACUCUCUAUGUCACACAAAGCCCAACUCUCUAUGUCACACAAAGCCCAACUCUAUGUCACACAAAGCCCAACUCUCUUUGUUACACAAAGCCCAACUCUCUUUGUCACACAAAGCCCGACUCUCUGUGUCGCACAAAGCCCAACUCUCUAUGUCACACAAACCCAGCUCUUUGUCACACAAAGCCCAACUCUAUGUCACACAAAGCCCAACUCUAUGUCACACAAAGCCCAACUCUCUAUGUAACACAAAGCCCAACUCUCUUUGUUACACAAAGCCCAACUCUCUUUGUUACACAAAGCCCAACUCUCUAUGUCACACAAAGCCCGACUCUCUAUGUCACACAAACCCAGCUCUUUGUCACACAAAGCCCAACUCUAUGUCACACAAAGCCCAACUCUCUAUGUCACACAAAGCCCGACUCUCUGUGUCGCACAAAGCCCAACUCUCUUUGUUACACAAAGCCCGACUCUCUAUGUCACACAGCCCGACUCUCUGUGUCGCACAAAACCCAACUCUCUAUGUCACACAAACCCAGCUCUUUGUCACACAAAGCCCAAUGUAAUGUAUUUGAGAAAAACCUUAGGAUCAAAACGAAUAAACAGUAAUGGCGGA